Molecule: messenger RNA, 711 nt
Organism: Auanema sp. JU1783
Lineage: Eukaryota; Metazoa; Nematoda; Chromadorea; Rhabditida; Rhabditidae
Source: the annotation of a GenBank genome assembly
AUGCCGUCACUUAUAAUAGCUCAGCUGGGAUAUAUAGAAAACAAAUCUUUUUUUCUCUUCGGACUCAACGGAGGUUCGCAGCCAUUGAUGGGAUCAUUAGGUUUGAUUGUGUUGAUUCACCGCUUCUCUAUCAUCUUGUACCGUGAUCAACGAAGAAAUAUCUUUCGAACAAUAUCAUUUAUCACUAAUUUUGUGAACAUCGUCUUCCCAUCUUACAUCCUAUACUAUUUCACUGUGAGUUAUGAUUCUGAGUUAGCAGCGCAACAUCUUCUACAAGAUUGUCCACACUUCUUUCCAAUACUGUCAUAUGAGUUUGUCUAUAUGUAUCAUCCGAGGACUACGGAAAUUGUGAUGUUUUUGUUAACCUUCUAUAUCAGCUUCAAUAUGAUCUGGUUUACCUGCCUGUUGCAAUUCUGUUUGAGGAAAUUCAGAGAAAAGACAGGAAAUUUUUCGGAAACGACAAGAAAAAUACAAACUCGACUCAUGAUCAACAUGGCUUUGACAAUUUCAAUUCCAUUUUUCUUACAUAUAACGCCUGCAUGUAUACUUUCUGUGUUUUUAGCGGCUAAAACUCAGAUAACCAUAUCGAUACCAACAGUGCUUUGGUACAUGAGUGAAAUGCAUCCAAUUCUGAACUGUGUAGCAUCCAUCUCACUCAACGAGCACUACUUGAAAAAGUUUAAAAAUGAUCUUCGACUCGUCUCCGAAUAG